Molecule: messenger RNA, 792 nt
Organism: Pseudozyma hubeiensis SY62
Lineage: Eukaryota; Fungi; Basidiomycota; Ustilaginomycetes; Ustilaginales; Ustilaginaceae
Exons: 1
Coding region: 1-792 (263 amino acids)
Source: RefSeq, a predicted model, not a curated record
AUGCAACCACUCAUCCUCUACACCGCUGGCACGCCCAACGGCCAGAAAGUCUCCAACUUUACCGAAGAGCUCAAAGCCGUCUACCCCGACUUCAAGGUCGACUACCAAUCCAUUUCGUUCGGCAAGAACGAACAGAAGGAACCGUGGUUUCUCGCCAUCAACCCCAACGGACGUAUCCCUGCACUCAAAGAUCCCAACCGCAACGAUUUCUGCGUCUUUGAGACCGCUUCGAUCAUCCUCUACCUCGAGAAGCACUACGAUCCCAAACACAUCUUCUCCUGGUCGGAUGAAGGGGAUGGUGUGGACAAACGAACCGAGAUUCUCAACUGGAUCUUCUUCGUACACGGUGGAGUGGGACCGAUGAUGGGUCAGUCGAACCAUUUCGUUCGCUACGCACCGGAAGACAUCCCCUACGGUAAAAACCGCUACAUGACGGAAACCAAACGUCUCUUCCAAGUCCUCGACAUUCGACUGAAGGACCACGACUGGCUGGUCGGUGACAAGUACUCGAUCGCGGAUAUCAACGCCUACCCCUGGUUGCAGUACUACAAAUGGGCCGGUCUCCACGACGAAGAUGUUCCCCAAAGUGUCAGGGACUAUAUCGAUAGGAACUGGAACAGACCCGCGGUCAGGGAGGGCAUGAAGGUUCCUAACGGCACGACUGAUUGGGUGGAGAAGAUGAGGAGCAAAGACUUCUUUGAAAAGUACGAGCAGGAGGCGGCGGAGAAGGCGGCGACGGCCAGCAAGUGGAUCCAGGAUGGAAUGAAGAAGGAUCGUGAGAGCAAGGCCUGA